Molecule: messenger RNA, 4467 nt
Organism: Phyllostomus hastatus (greater spear-nosed bat)
Lineage: Eukaryota; Metazoa; Chordata; Mammalia; Chiroptera; Phyllostomidae
Gene: RAD51D
Product: RAD51 paralog D
Exons: 11
Coding region: 93-1526 (477 amino acids)
Biological process (GO): reciprocal meiotic recombination; telomere maintenance; DNA strand invasion
Cellular component (GO): centrosome; Rad51B-Rad51C-Rad51D-XRCC2 complex; replication fork
Molecular function (GO): ATP hydrolysis activity; single-stranded DNA binding; four-way junction DNA binding
Source: RefSeq, a predicted model, not a curated record
UAGAACAGAGGGUCACAGGUCAGUGUGCGUGCGUGUUUGGCGAGGACUCGGAGCGCACGUGGCGCCUGCAGGCGACGUAGGUCCGGGUGGAAAUGCGCCCCGGUGCGUGGGGCUUGUUUCCGCCCCAAACAACCCGUCGCAGGAGGCCGCGCACCCGCCCCUCGCGGCCAGCAGAUGGCGCUGCCGGCCCGGCUUUGCGGCCUGGAAGCCGGAAGCGGCGGCCGGGCGCGACCGGCGGGCCCUGGGCGCCGGGGACCCCGCGUGGGGCCGUACCCUCCGCGCGCCGGCCCCCGAUCCAGAAAGGGGCGCCGAGGGGCGUCUGCAGAGGGCGUUGCGGGUGUCCGCUGGACGAGCGGCCCGGGGCCCCAGGGAACAUGGGCGUGCUCAGGGCCGGCCUUUGCCCAGGCCUCACCCAGGACAUGGUCCAGCUUCUGAGGAGCCACGGAAUCAAAACAGUGGUGGACCUGGUUUCCGCAGACCUGGAGGAGGUAGCCCAGAAAUGUGGCUUGUCUUAUAAGGCCCUGGUUGCCCUGAGGCGGGUGCUGCUGGCUCAGUUCUCAGCUUUCCCCUUCAAUGGCGCCGAUCUCUACGAGGAACUGAAGACCUCCACUGCCAUCCUGUCUACCGGCAUCGGAAGCCUAGACAAACUGCUCGAUGCUGGUCUCUACACUGGAGAGGUGACCGAAAUCGCAGGAGUCCCGGGUAGCGGCAAAACCCAGGUAUGUCUUUGUGUGGCUGCAAACGUGGCCCAUGGCCUGCAGCAGAACGUCCUGUACGUCGAUUCCAACGGAGGGCUGACCGCCUCCCGCAUCCUGCAGCUACUUCAGGCGAGAACCGCAGAUGAAGGAGAGCAGCUUGCUGCUCCGCCAAUACUUCCUGUGUCCUUCAAGCCUCCCUGUUACGGCACCAUCCCGGCUUGGAUUCUGCCCACGCCGUCCUCCCGGGAAACCCAGCUCCUUGCAUCCCUCAGUCCGGGCCUGGCAAACACCCGGCAUCGCUGGUUCUGCCCCGUUUCUUGCCCACGGCAGACACCACUGGCAGGAGCUCUCCAGAGAAUCCAGGUGGCGCGUGCCUUUGACAUCUUCCAGGUGUUGGACGUGCUGCAGGACCUCCGAGGGGCUGUAGCCCAGCAGGUGCGCGACUCUGCAGGGACUGUGAAGGUGGUCAUUGUGGACUCCGUCACGGCUGUGGUGUCCCCACUUCUGGGAGGUCAGCAGAGGGAAGGCUUGGCCUUGAUGAUGCAGCUGGCCCAAGAGCUGAAGACCCUGGCCCGGGACCUCGGCGUGGCGGUGCUGGUGACCAACCACAUGACCCGCGACAGGGACAGCGGGAAGCUCAGACCUGCGCUGGGCCGCUCCUGGAGCUUCGUGCCCAGCACCCGGGUGGUCCUGGCCAGCGGCGAAGGAGCAGGGGCACCAGGCAGCCAGCGCACCGUGUGUCUGACCAAAUCUCCCCGUCUGCCAACAGGUUUCCAGGAGACGGUGGACUUUGGGACCUGGGGGACCCUGGAGCGGAGUCCAGAGUGACAGGGAGAGCAGCUAGGACUGUGCUGCCGGUUGGCAGGGAGAGAGGCCUCGAGGCCCCCAGCGGUCCCAUGCAGGAAUGCUUCUGUCCGCUGCUGCUGCUGCUGCUGCGUGGGGACUGCGGGGAGGCUCUCGGGCUGGGCAGAGGAGACACAUCUCAGUUCCCUCAGCUUCUCUGUCCGUGGGAACAUACGGAGCUACUGGCGAGAGGACGCCGUGGCGGGAAGACCCAGGAAUCCCUGCUGGAGCCAAGUUCUCUUCCCCGUUUCUACCACGUAUGUUUCCGGUGGGAGCCCAGUGCACCCGGCCUGGGGACUCCCUGAAGGAGCGCACUGGUGACAGGACGGAUAACCCUGCGCGUCACCAUCCCACCCGCCCUCCGUCCUGACAUGGGGCUGAACCACAAAGCGUGCCUUUGCUUCUCUCUCUCUCUUUUUUUUUUUUUUUUUGCCUCCGUAAAAUGAGGCUCUCUUCUCCUUAGCUCUGCCUUUGAGUUCCUGAGUUGAAGUAACCUUGUAAAUGUAAAACUCUUCUCCCACCUAUGUCCUGCUCUUAAAAACGUCAGAAGGAAAUUCCCUGAGCCCCAGAUCCACCUAAUUUACCCCAGAAGGUUUUUGUUUUUUUUUCCAGUUUCCCCCAGUGGGGCCCCAGAGAACAGUUAUUUCUCUUUCCCUUGCUGAUUGGGUUUCACACACCUGCAUGCAUCACCAGGGCUGGGUGAGUCAGGGAGCUCCCUGCAGGCCCAGGGAGGCAAUCUAGAGGAGGCAAGGUGUGACCUGCUCCUGGAGAAUCCAGCCACUCGUUUAAUAUGCAUGGUGCCCUGUGGGGCCUCUCUCCGGGACAGAGUAACCAGAGGUGCUGAACCGUGGCUGUGCCCAUAAACAGACAGGAGAAUUUGCUCAGUAAAUAGAGCCAGCUGGGAAAAUUGAUGCUGGCAUAAAUAACACAUGGCAAAUCUAGUCUUCAUGCAGAAAUGCGUUGCCGGUGGCUCCGAGAGGCAAUGUAAUUACCCUUUUCUUCCUGCCAGCUGUACCACAGCCUUGUGCCCAGUGGAUGCAACAACCCCCUUGUCUGUUACCAGGACUGUGGCCAUCCGUCUGCGAGCUGUAAGCCUGGCUGGGAGGAGAGGAGGACACCAGGGAAGGGAAAAGAAAAGGCCACGCAGAGAAAUGAUCAGGCUUACUGAACACAUUUGUGUUUUUUUUUAAAGGAAGGUUGCCUGUCUCGGUUGGAGAGCCUGUUGUAUAAUUAAUUAGUUGUGUGUUGGCCGCAGGAAAAGGGGGAGGCAGAGGCAUAGAUGGAUGAUAUGACAUUUAAAGGUGAUACACGCAGCAGGGCUAGAGGUAAGAAGCGUGGAGCUUUGGAAGUGCACGGCGCACUGGCGAGAGGGCGUCUGCCUGAGUGGGGGCGUGAUCGGGGAGCCUGGGGGUGCUGCUGCCCCCAGGGAACACCCCAGAGGAAAUUAACCUUCAGUAUCCUCACGCUGGGAGCGGCGGCACGUUGGCACAUCUCCACAACCAUGGCAGCGAACUGUUGUACGUUAAGCUGGGAAGGGCAUAUCCCUGUGCCUCUUACCAUUUGGCAGCCUGAGCCCAUGAAGACCCCGCCAACCAAUCAAGCAUUCUUUUUUGUGGAGCUCGAAGUCUUCUGCAGUUUUUCUCCACGUGGCACUCCAGUCAGUCGGGCUUGGCAUCCACCGUGGAGCCAGUGGCCGUCUCUGGCCUGGGGAGGGCUUUGCCGUGGUUCCAGGUGCUGCGUCCCUGACUGAGGACCUAGCACAGUGUGAUUUGAGAGGCCUGUAGAGAUCCUCUGGCCCAUCUUGCCAUGUAACAGAGAAGGGGACUGAAGCCCUGGUCUGGCUGGGAAGCUCAGUUGGUGAGAGCAUCGUCCCAAUACACUAAGGUUGUGUGCGCCAUCUCUGGGCAGGGCACAUACAAGAAACAACCAGUGAGUGCAUGAAUGAGUGAAACGACACAUUGACAUUUCUUGAUCUCUCUUCCCCUUCUCUGUCUCUACAAAACAAUGAGAAAAGAAAAGGAGCUGAGGCUGCAAGAGGAGGAAUCGCGGUCCCAGUGGCAGAACCAGGCUGGGACCCAGAACUCCUGAUUCCUAGGCCGGGACUCUCUGUCCCACGUUGCCUUUGACUUCCAAUCCGCACGGCUCUGUUCCCACUGGGGCACUUCCUCCAGCUGAAUGCGCCACAGCCCUCGUCCAAGUGAGGCCUCUCUGGCCAUGGGAAGGCGCCCCCCACCAUCACUGCUCUGCCAGACCACCCAGGGACAUGCCUGCAGGACGUGGCCCCUCACACUCGCUUCCUCCUGGGGCCUUGUUCUCAGACCAGGGCGUUAGUGCCCAGCGUGCUGCCACCGCGCGCUACUCCGGUCACGCCACUCUGGACAGUUCCCCAGGUCGGCUCUUCUACCCCAGUGCCCUCGACUCCCUUAGGUGCUGCCUCUGUCCGCCCCCACUGCCCACUGCAGCUGGUGCACCCACCCUCACCUCCUCCCUUUCUUAUCCCUCAACGGUGGUCCAGGUGAUUCAGGAUCUUGGCAUGAAGAUCCAAGUUCAAAACCCUUCUGGGCCCUUGAUGGCCGAGCCAAUUAAGGUAAUGUUUCUCUUAGUGGUUAAAAUCUAUGUUGCAGGGGAAUUACAUUUUCCUUAUUGGUAAAACAUAUGUCUCAGGGAAAUUCAACAGAUGAUUGAUGUAAAGUGCCUUUCACAGGCACAUAGUAGGUGCUUGGUCACUGGUCAUUCUGGCUCUUGCCAGAACAAACAAAUAUCAGGGCACCAGGACUUCUAAGCCAUGCUGCUGCUAAUAAAAGAAACAAUAUGAUUUAUUUUUUUCACUACUGCUUGGGGGAAGGCACGGCUUCAUAAAUAUGUAUUGGAAAGUACUUAGCAAAUGAGGAGAAAUAAUAAAAAUAUGUCCCAGAAAACAGCUCCU